Molecule: messenger RNA, 1759 nt
Organism: Rhinichthys klamathensis goyatoka
Lineage: Eukaryota; Metazoa; Chordata; Actinopteri; Cypriniformes; Leuciscidae
Gene: cunh10orf88
Product: chromosome unknown C10orf88 homolog
Exons: 6
Coding region: 39-1127 (362 amino acids)
Source: RefSeq, a predicted model, not a curated record
GGAUGCGUUUUACCUGGAAAUAAAGAUAUUUUAUCAGGAUGAGCUCGAGUACAGGUAGUCUGAUCUCUGCACGCAGCUCGUGGCUGUGCUCAUCACAGAUCCAGCUGUCGGAUAUUCUCACCGUAACACAAGAGAACAGACCCAACGAUGACUGCAGGUUUGACCAUGACAGGUGUAAAGCUGUCUGUCUGGAGAGAGCUGAGGAGGGCUCGCCAUGUGUCGUCACACUUCUGUGUUCACACAGCUCUUCAACUGUGAUCAGCAGUCUUCAGCUUGUCAGUGAAGCCCGCACCUUUGAAGUGUACUCACUGUCUGGAGAAUACUGUGGCACCUGCCGCGGGGAGGAAGUUCAAAGAUCACACAAUGAUGGUUGUGAAGAUGAGGGGCAUUUCUAUAGGAAUCAUCUGGUGCUGGAAAGCCCUGCUGCAUCGUGUGAGGUGAAGCUGCUCUCUCUUGGUGGCCGCUCUUCUGUGGCUAUCACCCAUGUGGGUGUGGGACUGGAGACGCUCAAGGACGGGCAAGGUGGCCCGAGUGUAGACCCAGGCAUCGACCUUCAGCGUGUGCAGACUAUGAUGGAGGAGAUGGGCACCACACUUUCACCAGGAGCACAGAACCUCAUGGAGCUGGUGCAGUGCCAGCAAAAGAAUAAGUCAGACAUGCUGAAUGGUUUCAUUCCUCUGCUCAUGGGAGGUGGAGCUUUGGGCUGUUUGUCAAGAGGAGGUGGGGCUUCUGAUGCCACAGGGGCGGAGUCAGGCCCAAAUCCACCGUCUGGCCUCGAGCAGCUUCUGUCUGCCAGCAACCAGAUGCCCGGUGCCAUGUCUGCCCUCCUGAGCUCUGAAACCGGCACGAUAAACCCAGACCUGCUUCCAAUGCUGCAGAGCGUAUGCGGUCAGGUCACGCAGCUCCGUCUGGAGGAAGCCACAUCUCCAGAGAGGAAGAAGAAUGGAGAACGGGAGGGUCAUAUGUGUUGUGGAGGCUUUGAGAAGAUUCUGGAGACAGUCGUAGAGAAGAGAAUGGAUGAGAUGGAGAGAAGAUUAAAGGAACAUCUGGACCUGCGUCUAGACGCUCUUCAGCAGAGACUGGAGAUCACGCUUCAGCAGGCGCUCUCUCAUAAACAACACCAGUAAACAACACAAGAUAACCUGAACACUUAUAGCAAGAUCUUCAGCCUGAGCUUUUGCUUCAAUGACACCCAUAAUAUUCUAAAAAGGGAUAUUUAAGCAGAAUUCAUGUCAACUAUCCCUUUAUAACAAAAAUGGUUUAACAUGUUUCUUUUGCCAGCAGUCUCUACUGCUUUGCAUGGAAAUUUUUUACAGUUUAAACAACAAUCGCUGGUCUUCAAGAGUCCCUCGGAAGAGACUGUACUGAUUGGUUUGUGCAGUAAUUAACAACUUGUCGAGUCGGUUCACUAACUCGAGUCCCCAAACAGUAUCAGGUGAUUUUCUCAAAUCACAAAUACUUGAGGAACUGUUCUUAACACUGUUGAUACUAUGUAUAAAUGAUUUUAUCCAAAAGAUACUAUACUCAUGCUGCUACAAUAACUUUUUUCUGAUAUUCUGACUAUUACACCAUAAGCUGCAUAUUUUCAUUUGGUUCAAAUGUUAACAAACAGUUUAUUUACGAAGAACGGUUGCACUGACAGUGUCAAGUAUAGAGUAUUUUUCACUGUAAAUUGCCUUUGUGUAAAUUAUGUUGAUAUGUUUAUAAUGUUCAUACUAGAGAACUAAGGACAAAAAAGAACAACAUUAAAAUGCUGUUU